GCAAUAUAAAAAGAGAGUCCAAAUGGAGAGAGAAAAGUUAGGUUUUUGAUGUGAAUAUAGCUAAGUGAAACAAAAGAAGAAAAAUAAGAAGAAUAAAGAAACAUGUUUGAUGGUGGAGUACCGGAACAGAUCCAGCAGUUCAUAGCAUCUCCACAGCCACCUCCUCCGCCGCAUCAACCGGCGACUGAAAGUUCACUUCCUUUUCCUGUCUCAUUCGCUUCUUUUAACUCCAACCAUCAAGCCCAGCAUAUGCUGAGCCUCGAUAGCCGUAAGAUAAUUCACCAUCAUCACCAUGACAUCAAAGAUGGGGGUGUUACUUCUGAGUGGAUAGGUCAUACGGAUCAUGAUGGCGAAGAUCAUCGUCACUUUCAUCAUCAUCCAUGGUGUAGUGAUGAAGUUCUUGCUCUUCUUAGGUUCAGAUCUACGGUGGAGAAUUGGUUCCCUGAAUUCACUUGGGAGCUCACCUCAAGAAAGUUGGCAGAAGUUGGGUUUAAGAGGAGUCCACAAGAGUGCAAAGAGAAAUUUGAAGAAGAAGAGAGAAGAUAUUUUAAUAGUAACAGCGCUAAUGACCAUCACAUCAGCAAUUACAACAACAAAGGAAAUUAUAGGAUGUUUAGUGAGGCUGAAGAGUUUUAUCAUCAUGGUCAUAAUGAUGAUGAGCAUGUCCCAUCAGAAGUUGGGGAUAACCAAAACAAGAGUAACAAUUCACUAGAGGGAAAAGGAAACGUUGAGGAAACGGGACAAGACUUAUUGGAUGACAAAAGAGAUCAUCAGGGUCAAGUAAAAGAAUCAUCAAUGGGGAAUAAAGUAACCACCGUUGAUAAUGUUGGAAACCAUGAAGAUGAUGGGAAGUCGUCAUCAUCAUCAUUAAACUUGAAGAUGAUCAUGAGGGACAAGAAGAAGAGGAAGAGGAAGAAAAAGAAGGAGAGGUUUGUUGUGCUAACAGGGUUUUUUGAGGGUGUUGUGAGCAACAUGAUAGCUCAACAAGAGGAGAUGCAUAAGAAGCUUCUUGGAGAUAUGGUGAAGAAGGAAGAAGAAAAAGUGGCUAGAGAGGAAGCUUGGAAGAAGCAAGAGAUGGAGAGGCUUAACAAAGAGGUAGAGAUUAGAGCAAACGAACAAGCUAUGGCUAGUGAUAGAAACACCAGCAUCAUCAAGUUCAUAUCUAAGUUCACAGAUCAUGAUAGCCAUGACGAUGGGAAUUAUAAGGUCCAUAGCCCAAGCCCUUCUCAAGACUUAUCUUCCUUAGUUCUACCAAAAACCCAAGGUAUAACAGAGUGUCAAACUUCAUCAGCACUAUUACCUCGAACCCUAACCUCAGACUACCCUAUUUCUCUUCAAACCAAUGACAUACCACUUGAUCCCAUUUCAACUAAAACUCUAAAAACCAAAACCCAAAACAUAAAACCUCCAAAAAGUGAUGAUAAGAGUGAUAUUAGCAAGAGAUGGCCUAGAGAUGAGGUGCUAGCUCUUAUCAACAUCAGACGCAGUAUCAGUACCAUGAAUGAUGAUGAACAUCAUAAAGAUGGGAUCUCAUUAUCAUCAUCAUCCCCAAAAGCUGUUCGUUUGUGGGAAAGAAUAUCAAAGAAAAUGUUGGAGAGUGGGUACAAGAGAAGUGCCAAGAGAUGCAAAGAGAAAUGGGAAAACAUCAACAAAUAUUUUAAGAAAACAAAAGAUGUUAACAAGAAGAGACCACUUGACUCAAGGACUUGUCCUUAUUUUCACCAACUCACAGCUUUGUACAGCCAACCCUUCACUGGGACCACCACCACCGCCACCAACACGUCAACCGGAGAGCUGGAAACCCGGGUUGGAUCGGGAGAUCAUGAUGAUAUUCCUGCAGCCAUGCAUCUAGAUGCAAAUGGUGCCAGCAAAAAGAACAGUGUACCAUUUUCAGGUUUCGAUCUUGCGUUCGAAUAAACCUCAAUACAAUAAAUAUAAAUAUAUUACUAGUUUAAUUUUGUUUUCUUGUUUUUUUUUAAAUCUCAUUUUUGGUUAUUAUGAAAAAUCUAAGUAAUAUAUGAAUCAUUUAAUGUUUUAAAGCA
Molecule: messenger RNA, 2042 nt
Organism: Raphanus sativus (radish)
Lineage: Eukaryota; Viridiplantae; Streptophyta; Magnoliopsida; Brassicales; Brassicaceae
Product: trihelix transcription factor GTL2-like
Exons: 2
Coding region: 103-1917 (604 amino acids)
Source: RefSeq, a predicted model, not a curated record